GCGAGUGUGCCCGAAGACGCAAAGGACAAGAGGCAUCAUUUGAAGGGUGGCAAGGGCUUUGUCAAUCCGUGGGAGAGUUAUAUUGAUAUUCCUGUGUGGGACUUGUUGGUCAAGGGCAUGUUUUGGAGAAAAAUAUCAGGCCAAGCAAACAAACCAGACACGACGUCCCCCACCGUCCCCGUCCGCCAUCCUUCUUUCCUCCCGACGCGCUCCACGCCAAAACUAAGAGCGACAUGGCUCGGCCACGCGUGCUAUUACAUCGAAUACCCCAGUGGCCUGCGCGUCCUGUUCGACCCCGUCUUCGAAGACUGCUGCUCGCCCGUCCAGAUGAAAGGGCUGAAGCGGUACACGCCGCCGCCGUGCGAGAUUGAAGAGUUGCCCUUUGUCGACGUCGUGGUCAUUAGUCAUAACCACUAUGAUCACCUGAGUUAUCCGACGACGCAGAGAAUCCGGAAGAAGUUUCCCAAUGCGCACUUUUUCGCGCCCCUGGGGAACAAGAAGUGGUUUGAAAGCUGUGGUGUGAGUGGUGAUCAGGUGACUGAGCUCGAUUGGUGGGAAACAAGAGAUAUCACGCUGGAAGAAGUCGGCACGUCCAAGGAGAAGGUGAAGAAGAAGGUAUCCGUGAGUUCGACAGGAGAGAAAGAUGCAGAGAACACGUCGUCGUCGCCUCCUCCCAUCACAGCAACCAUCAGCGCGCUCCCCUGCCAACACGUCAGCGCCCGCGGCCCGUUUGACAAGUGCAAAACCCUCUGGGCAAGCUGGAGCGUUGCGUCGUCUACGUCAAACGUCUACUUCGCCGGCGACACAGGCUACCGCGGCAUCCCGCCACACGCCUGCCCGCCCACAGACACCGACGACCACGACGACUACCCCCCACACCUCGCCCACCUCCCCACGUGCCCUGCCUUCACACAAAUCGGCCAGCACCGCGGUCCCUUUGAUCUCGGCUUGAUACCCAUCGGCGCCUACGCGCCGCGCUGGAUGUUCAGCAGCGUGCACGCGAGCCCCCAGGACGCGGUGAAUAUCUUCGUCGACACACAGUGUCGCAACGCGCUGGGUAUGCAUUGGGGCACGUGGGUGUUGACUGAAGAGGAGGUUUUGGAGCCGCCGCGCAGGCUGAAGGAGGCUUUGGCUUGGAAGGGCGUCCUGGAUCAGAGCGCGUUUGGCGUGUGUGAUAUUGGCGAGUCGCGCGAGUUU
Messenger RNA from Cucurbitaria berberidis CBS 394.84, 1197 nucleotides. RefSeq names its product Metallo-hydrolase/oxidoreductase. The transcript is spliced from 2 exons. Gene Ontology annotation, molecular function: zinc ion binding; N-acylphosphatidylethanolamine-specific phospholipase D activity. Gene Ontology annotation, biological process: N-acylethanolamine metabolic process; N-acylphosphatidylethanolamine metabolic process. The annotation marks the transcript as partial. Gene Ontology annotation, cellular component: membrane-bounded organelle; cytoplasm. The record is from RefSeq and is a predicted model, not a curated record. Lineage: Eukaryota; Fungi; Ascomycota; Dothideomycetes; Pleosporales; Cucurbitariaceae.